This is a messenger RNA of Durusdinium trenchii, 2371 nucleotides long. The record is from the annotation of a GenBank genome assembly. NCBI's taxonomy places the organism in Eukaryota, Dinophyceae, Suessiales, Symbiodiniaceae.
GAACAUACUCUGCAAGUCAAGAAUGAGAGGGAGGAGAUCCUGAAAACUCCACAACCAAUACAGUAAUGUAACUAGUGACUAGUGUGGAUGGGUAUGAUUUGGACACCUUGCUAGCCACCCCAUCAAACAACAUUGCUUACGCACCAGAGAAAAUUUGCAGUUGCCCCAGGGCGAAAUGCAAAGAAGGCUUGCAGGGUGAGAUUGAGUUGCUGUUCUUCAUGGCCAACCCUUCAGAGGAGCACGAGGCGCCGGUGCCGACCAGGACCAUUUGGAAUUCAAUUGUCAGUGUGAGCUGGUCUGGUGUGUCACAAAUGUUUGAGGGCACCCAGCAUGGGAUACCAUUGGGGAAUUAGGAAUUACUACACCCAGACUCUAGAUUCUCUAGAUGCAUGGUAUGCAUGUUCAUUGCUAAUCCAAGUAUGUCAUUUUGGUCAAUCGACAACCAAAAACCACGGGAUUCAGAAUAUCUUCUAGUAUAUAGCAACCUCAGCUCGCGGCAGAGAUGUAACGAUUCCUUGCCAUGUUCUUUGGUCCGUUCUGUUUUCUUUGAGCAAUCAAAACGCCAACCAGGUGAUGAUAUCGGAUGUGUUGAAGAGACUUGUAAGAACCUGAGAACUUCUUUUUCUGAAGACGAUUAGGAGGGGUCCCAAGCCAACAAACAGCAACCAAGCCCUCAAAAGCAAUAGACAUUUCAAGAAGGCUUCAAGUCGGCCAAGAGGCUUGCAUACAUUCAAGCUCAAAGGCUGCCUCUAGAAAAUGGCUGACAUUGGCGCGAUCCAGGCACAAUAGCAACGUCAUGGACACACAAAUGUCGGCGCAGAUGUCUAAAUGGGCGAGGAAAUGUCUCACAUGCUCAGCUCCAGACUUACUGAUAUGUCAAUAAGAGUAGACCGCCUGGUUGAUCUCCGCACUACUUGUAGGGUACAGGCGGUAUGAUCCCAAUGUGCCACUGCAAAAAACAUUUCUGCUAGAGCGAUCAAUAAUUUCUUUGGGCCUUUGCGAGCUUUUCAGCGGCCUCAUUAUUUCUUGAACUCUUCUGAAACAAAGAAGAUUCUUCAGAGAAAAAGUGACGUUUGUUGGAGCCUGGGUGGAGAUGGCAUUGUUGCACAAUGCGCAGGUGAGGCGAGGUGAGGUGCCAGUUAACAAGGAAGAGAGAAUUACAGUAAACUUAACUCACAGGAAUCACGCAACUUGUCAGGAUGUUUUCUUGACUUCAAGAUCUCUCCAGAGGUAGACUGGCGCAUCAGUUGGGUCCUGGGGCUGAGUUGAAUUUUGCUCGAGGCUGCGGCGUGGCAGGAGGAGUCCCAGUAUGGAGACCUUGUGGAGGUGGGCGGCCCAGACAGUGAUCCACCAGUGAUGAGAGAUGUAACGUACGUGCUCGACAGGCCGUGUGCUCGCACCUACCGUCUCCUGCAUGGAAGCAAGUGGCUUGCGGAGCACAGGCCAAACCAUGACUAUGUCAUGUACCUAGAUGAUGACAGCUUCCUGAAUCUACCGCGGUUGAUGGCACACUUGGAGCGCCAAAAUUCUGACUCCUUGGCCAUGGGUUUUGUCAUGGAGACUGAGCUGGACUGGUCACAAACUCAUGUGUGUGAGCUUUGUAACCCUUGCGAGAUGUGCCGGAAGGAGGAGAGCCUUAAAGCAUUCUGCGCCCAGUUUCAGAAUGUGUCAAUGGGCGGUUGCAUGAUGGCUAUUGAGAACUGUGAGAUUUUCGACGGGGCAAACCACACAAGUUCAGAGCUUCCGCAGUGCAUCAACCAGAAGCUACAGGAGAUCCGCAAGGUCUCUCGGUACUUUGGCGCGAAGGCUGCGCCACGCUGGUUCCUUGGCAUGGGCUGGGUAUUUGGAAGAAGGAUCGUGCGCUUUCUUGGCCGCAAUGCGCACCGCUUGAAGAGCAAAGGGGCUGCAGAUGUCUCGCUAGGCUUCUGGCUCGCGCCGUUGGAAGGAGUGCGAUUUGUAAGCAUGAAUGAAGGCUUUUUUCAUGACCAUCCAGAUGCGAGGAGUACCUUCUCCAAGGCAUGCACUGAUCGAAGUGUCCUGGUUCACAGGAUGAACACAAGCCGUUGGAGCGGAUUUCAACCUGAGACCUGCGAGAUGGUGUGCUGAGUUAGCGGGACCAGUUGUGCAGUUUCGCGAUUGUCCCUUCCUGCAGCUCAUUCCACCCACGAAUGUAUGGCCUGGCGUUUUGCAUGACGUUGGGAGACAACACCUGCGCUCUUGCUCUCCUGGAAUCAAGGCAAUUGAUCUUCAAGUCUUCAACUUCUUGGAGGAUGCGUCACAACUUGGAGCUAAGUGAGAGGCCCACAGCUCCGGCACACGUGGCACAGCCAUGGACAGGGAAGUUGAUUGAAGACGGAAGCGCCUGACAGCC